AUGUCCAUAGUCUACAUUAAUAUUUUCCUGGCUUUCAUCAUGUCGCUCAUAGGACUACUAAUAUAUCGAUCCCACUUAAUGUCUUCCCUCCUAUGUCUAGAAGGCAUGAUAUUAUCCCUAUUCAUUAUAAUAGCCGUAGCCAUCCUAAACAACCAUCUCACACUAGCCAGCAUAACCCCCAUUAUCCUAUUAGUAUUUGCAGCUUGUGAGGCAGCACUAGGUUUAUCUCUACUAGUAAUAGUAUCAAAUACAUAUGGCACUGACUAUGUACAAAACCUAAACCUCCUACAAUGCUAA
Felis catus (domestic cat) is the source of this 297-nucleotide messenger RNA. The record is from the annotation of a RefSeq genome assembly. NCBI's taxonomy places the organism in Eukaryota, Metazoa, Chordata, Mammalia, Carnivora, Felidae.